AUGAGGUUGUUUCUCCUCCUUGUGGUGGUUGUUCUCCACUUGUGUGAAGCAUUCAACUGGAAGAAUAUCCACAGUGUGCACGUGACAGUGAGGGAGUGUACCCUCUCCUUGAUUGCUCUGAUCGAGGAAGCGGAAAGGAUUCGAUUGGGUGAUAGGAACGACGAGAGGAUGGCUCAAAUUGUGGAAGAAAUAAAGAAAGAGAGACAGGUGUUGCAUGAAAUGUACUUUUCGAUUCGUUACUUGUUUUCUUCACUAGGGUUAACGUUUAGGAAGGAGCUGUAUCUGUUUGGGGUAGGGGAAGGAAGUGUGGGUGGAGUGAAGGCAAAACAAGGGAAAAAAAAAAAGGAGGAAAAUACAAACGGAAAGCGCUUCACCGAUGAGAAGUACCUACGAGGUGUAAAAACAGAAAGGGACCUGAAGGACCUCCUUGAAGAAAUGAUCAAUUACUACAAAAAAAAAUUCAUUCAGAGUAAACCAUCCGUAAGUUGCUCCUACAUCAAUCAGAAGAACUCCCUUCGCAAGCAGAUUGAAAUUGUUAGAUAUACCCACAUGUACAUAGCGACAAAGCUAUAUUAUCUAAAUUAUUCGAAAUAUUUCCAACGUUUUUUGAGGAGCGAAACAGACAUGGCUAACGCCCUGUUUAAUCCUUCUUUGGAGAUCAAGGAGGAUGUCUAUUCGGGUUUUUACGUCAACUACGGUGUGUUAAUAUGGGAUGAGCCGACAGACGUCUCAAUGGAUGACCCGCAAGAUGGAUCAAUGAACAAUCCGCCAACCUGCAACGACGACUACAAAAGCAUUUCUGGAGAAAAAUGCACCAAGCAGUUUGCCAAAAGUGUAAAAACUAUGUUGCAUAACUUUGAGGCGUCCCUGCAAAGCUACAUUCACAGCUCCGUCGUCGAAAUGAGAAAACAAAUGAUACAGGUGGAGGAGCAACAGGAAGGGAGAAACUACUGCAGAGACUUGGAGAAGGAACUCAGGGACAAGAGUUACGAUAGAUUAUCGCUGGAAGAAAUUGAGCGAUUUGAACAGUUGGCAAAAAAUUACCUGCACAAGGAUCUGGACACGUUAGUGGAAAGGGAGAAGAAAAAAAUGUAUCGAAGGAGAAACUUUUUCGAGAAGUAUUUUUUUUUCAUUAUCGAGAGGAUGCUGCGGGUUCGGAGCAGCGUGGAGGCGUCGUUGGAGUGGCUUACAAGGGAGCUGGGGGGGGAGACGGGUAAAGCGUCAACAGGGAUAGGCAACCCACCAACCGGGACAGCCACCUUCCGUAGGAAGGGCCCACGCCAAGUGGAGCUCACCGGCGGGGCGGAAAUCAAGCACAUCUUUCAACUGCUCGAUGAGUACAUAAGCAUGUACUCCUUUUUGUAUGAGCACCUAAAGGACUACCACCUAAACGUGAGGGAUAUUUUCUCACUGGAUUAUAUUCGAGAAAACGCCAAAGAUAAUAGGGUCUACAUAGCAGAAAGAAUUGCACAGAAAAUGGAUGCACUAAACGGUUCCUUUUUGAAGUACAAAAAUGUGAAAAAUAAAUACGAGCAGUUUGUAGAGAAGGGCAUACGGAAGAGGAACUCGAUGAGCACCCUUAAAGGGGGAGAGCCAGUCGAAGAACAUGGCAGCAGCGUUCCUGAACAGGGACACUCCUUUCUACGCAACGUGGGGAAGAGGGACUUCCCAGAAUUGUGGGAAUCCACGUGGAACAAAACAAGUCACUCCUUUUUAAGCGAAGAAGACAAAACGAAAAAAGACAAACUAAACGAGGAGCUAAUGAAAAGAGAAGACGAAUAUUUGAAGCGGCUGCGAAGUGUUGUGAAGCUUCUAACUCGAUACAGAAAAUUGAAAAAUCAAAAAAUAAAAAUAAAGCACAUUGAAAAUGUAGAAAAAGUGGAGAUGCACCCCAUUUUGUUUAACCUCAAGUUGAGGAAAGAACAAAUGGUAGGAUUUUACAGACGCAUUCUCCUUUUUGGAAAAAUAGUUGUUGUAAAAAGGAUUGUCCUUAUUCUGAAAAGGAAGAUAGCCUUUUUGGGUAGAAUCACUCCAUCGGCCUUUCUCCUCAGCAACCGUUUUUUGCUUCUCCUCUAUGAGACCCACCUGGAACAUCUGCGAAGUAGCUACCAAAUUGGGGUGAACAAAGACUUCUGCCACGAUUUGACUCUUGAAAAUUUAGACGGCGUGAUGAAGCAGGGGGACCUUUCUCACCUUCUCCUAAAGUACGUGAUCUACCUGUUCGGCCUGAACCCCAACUUUAUGAGUGCAUACCUUGGGGUAGACCUUGGCCCCGACAUAAGUAGUGACUACAUUGGGGAGAGCAAUACCACUAAUGGGGAUGGAGACUUUGAUGAGGGUGAUCCCAGUUGGGGUGCAAAUAACCUGCGUGUGGUGUAUGAGCUGUCCAGGAACUUCAUGGAAAAGCCGCUCGUCCACGUAGCAAAUUUUUUCCAAUCGGGAAAGGAAUCUCCAAACGGGGAGAGCAACAAAAACGAUGAACAAGUAAAAAACGGCUUCAGACAAAUUCACUCCUAUUUUUCUAGCAUAUUCAACAGUGAUGAAAUUUCAGGGCAUAUUUUAAAAAAGUUCGAAAAUUGGGAGGAGCAUAGUUCUUCUGGUUGUUAUCAUGGGCAGUCCUGUUCCAUAGACAGUUCUGUAUACUCCAAGGAUGUGGUAAGGAAGUUGAUUUUUUACAACCUAAACGACAUGGGAGAUGAAUUCGACACGAUAAACGAAGCAACUGUAUCUUCUGUUAGUUCCUGCGCGUCUUCCCUAUACUCUUACGCCGCUUCACCUUCGUCAACUUGUUAUUCCCCCUUGAAGUUUCCAUUCGACCUGCUAAACAAUGCACUAAUAACCAACUCACUCUCCGAGGCCUACAAAUACAUGCUAUACAAAACGCAGGAGAGCCAAGUUUUCAAAUUGUACUCCAGAUCCAGGGACACGGAUAUGAGCCUCCUGGAGACCGUUUUUUUUCAUCUCGUUUUGAAUUUUGGGAUGACGCCCUAUAACGAGUUGAAGGGUACCAUGGUGAACUCCUUUUGCAGGAAGAAGGGGAGAGUACAGGUGGAUGAAAAUUUGAGUAAGGCUCACGAGGGACCACUCCAAUACAGGAAAAGAAAAAGGCGCCUAGACAGGAUUCCACACAUCCUUUAUGUGUCAAACGGAGAGCAGCUGCAAGGGGAAUUGGCCAUUUCCUGCUCUGGGGUGGUGCCAAACUAUGAACAUGAUUCAGGUGGGAACACGCCUCCUAAAUGGUGGGAUAGUAAACAGGGAAGCAGUUAUUCCUCUUCCAGUGAGAAUGCCCGACCUUACUGGAUGCAUCACCCAGUAUACACCUGCGACUUACUAAAUGGAGACAGAAAAAAAAUUACAUCCUUUCAAGUGAAACACAUAAAAUAUAUUCCUAACGGAAUGCCAUUCUGGAACGCAAUAAUAGAAAAGGAAAACAUCAUGUCGAACUACCAACUGUAUCGGCUCUUCUUUCAAGGCGUCAGAAAGGUGGAUGAGAAGAAGAGGAACUUCCCUGCGGAGAAUUCAAAUGGGAUGACCUCGAAGGAGGACAUCUACUGCAGCGAAGAAAAAAUUGCCUAUUUUGUCAUAGGACAGCCUGCCGUCCACCUCAGCGAAACAGCACAUGUAGAUGAACCACUUAUCGGACCCUUGUUCUCCAGAAGUGCAGCUAGCCAAAAAGAAAUCCUCUUCGAAAAAGAAUCCAUGGAACAGUACAACAGGAUUCUAAAUUGGCUGUACAGAUCGUGGGAGAAAAAAAAUUGGAACCGCGAAAAGGUGAGAAAAAUAGAAAGAGAUAUUUCUGCUCUCAGAUGGAGGGCCAAAUUGUAUGAAGAAAAUAUUUCCUACGUGAAGAACAAAAUGGCACGGAUGGGGCGACCACUUCAGGGGGAAAGCGAUCCCCCAAGUGAUCUGCAGAAGGAAUAUCAGAGGGAAGUUUCCAACGCCGCACUGGAAAAGUACAACUCAUUGAUGGACAUUUAUAAAGACAUCGUGGAGAUGUACCGAGAAAGAGAAAGAAAUCUAACCAAAUUUAAGAAGCAAAACGAAAGGGAAGGAGAAAAAGAAGAAACAGAGGAAGAACCCAAUGUGGACUACUACGGGCUAAGCAAGUAUGCUUUUCUGAGAAAGUACCAAGUGGAGGACCUUAACAUGUAUACCUUAUACCACGAGAAAAUUAUAAAAUACUUCGAGAAGCAAAACAGAUGCUGUGAUGCGUACAUAAAGGAAAUGAAAGUCCACCUUGAGUUUUUCCCUCAAGUUUGUUGCUCCAAUGGGGGGGUAGGACGCAAGUCGGCUAUGCUCAAGUAUAUAUACAUGAGCAUAACCGACCUGGUGACCAACCUUAUACGAUGCGAAAAUAACACCAAUAAGUUGCUCACGCAUCUUAAAAAGGUGAAGGAUACAGUACACACAAUAAACACUGUUAAUGCAAACCUACACAAAAAACAAAGAACGUUCCACCUCAGUACAAACUAUUUUUACAGGGAAAAAAAAGAGGAUAAUAUUUAUUUCUUCACAGAUAGAAUGGAAAAUAUAAAAACUUACAAAAUUUACAGACAACUUAUUGAUAGUCUAAAUGAAGAUCUGACGUUCGUCAUUCACAUCAUGGUGAAAAAAAUUAAUGACCGAAAAGAGCUUCUACAACAAGUGGAAGAGAAGGUGCCUACCCUGCUGGACAUAAAAGGGACUCUCAAGCAAGACAAUGAAGUGGCAUCCAUUAAUGUUGAAACGUUAUGUGCAAAUUUCUCUCAUGAAAAUAUGCUAAACUACGAUAAGGUGAAAAAAUUGCGGAAAAUCUUUAAAAAGAAAAUUGCCAGUUAUAAAAAUGUCUUGAAAAGUAUUAGGUACUCCUUUUUGCACGAACCUCAGGUCAGCAACCAUAAUAUGGCACUGUUCUACAACUUUGUGGAGUACGACAGUGAGAAGGAUACUGACGCGAUGAAGUUUGCGGAUGCGCUGUUGGCAUAUAACGAAAGGUGGGGGAUGGAGGUGCCCGACCGAGGAGAGGACGCUAAGAACAUGGAGGGGAGGCCCCUCACCAAGUACCAGGAAAUUUGGAAGAAGCUGAACGAAGCCAAGGCGGGAGAUGGGAGGAAAGUCAAGGAAAGACAUGACGACGGAGGUGACGAUACCGAUAGGGACCUUUACGACGGCUGGGAAGAGGAGGACUUGGAAGAGGAGGAUUGGGGAGAAGAGGAUUGGGUAGAGGAAGACUGGGGAGAGGAUGACUGGGGAGAGGAUGAAUGGGAUGAAGAUAGCCUGAAGGCCGCAGCGCACCGUGUGGAAAAGAACUGCAGAAAUAGGGUGUGCCCAUCCAACUCCUUCUGCUUCAUUCAAAGGUUUAGUGAAAAAUGUUUGUGCUUCCUUAACUACAACAUGGUGAAGGGGAAGUGCAUUUUAAACGAACAGAAUUCUUGCGAAGUGAAAAACGGGGGAUGCGAUUUGAAGGCAACGUGCGAAUUGAAAAAUAAUAGGGUAAAUUGCAUUUGCCCCAAGGGCACUAAACCUAUGCAUGAAGGGGUCGUGUGCAGCUUUUCUUUCGCCUCUUCACUUUCGCAUAUUAUGCUUUUGUUCGCCAUCUUGGCGUUUCUUAUUGCGUAG
Plasmodium coatneyi is the source of this 5598-nucleotide messenger RNA. RefSeq lists its product as uncharacterized. The transcript has a single exon. NCBI's taxonomy places the organism in Eukaryota, Apicomplexa, Aconoidasida, Haemosporida, Plasmodiidae. The record is from RefSeq and is a predicted model, not a curated record. The coding region runs from base 1 to 5598 and encodes 1865 amino acids.